CGCACUUAUCAUUUCCUGUGUGAUUUAUUUGGAGACAGUUUUUGUAUGUUUCAUUUUUUUUGUGUGUGUGUGUUCACAGCUGCUUAAAGCUCGUCACCAUUUCGAUACUUUGGAUAUUUAACGGAGUAUAUCUUUUAUGGUUUUCCUGGCAAACGUUUUUACUAAUAAACAGUACUAUUUGUAUACUAUUACAGUUUAUGUCAUCCACUUGCAUACACCUAUUCACGGCAGUCGUUUUACAGCAGGAGUGUUCCUUUCUUGUAACUAAAUUUAACAAAAAUUAGCGCUAUUGAUUAAGAAAUUAGACCUACAAACGGCACGAUAAAAGAAGUAAAACCAUGCUUCAGAUGUAGAACGCUAUAUAAUUACACAGUUGUGGUUCGAUCUCCAACCAAAUGGUGGCAGUAACGUGUUCCGUUUAAAGUAUUCGCUUGUUUAGCUACUUUAGUAAUCGGUGGUUCGGGAAUACUUCAACCAUUAUUAUGGGAAUCCAUGGUUUAAUGAGCUAUGUUGGGGAAAAUAAACAUUUUUUUUGUGAACUCAGAUUGAAGAACACAAAACUAAUAAUUGAUGGUAGUAACCUUUAUCACCACCUUUACUUUGAUUCUGGGCUUGACAUCCAGCAUGGAGGAGACUAUGAUUCUUUUACUGACCGCGUGCAUAAGUUUUUUGAGACAUUGACUGUCUGUAACAUAAAACCAUAUGUCUUGUUGGAUGGAGGAUGUGAUGUCACUGACAAGAAGUUUGAAACCCUUAAGCAGCGUGCCAAGGAUAAAAUUAAUAUGGUCUGCACAAUUACUCAUAGGGGUAAUGGAAAAAUAUUGCCAUUGCUCACAAGAGAAGUCUUUAAGCAAACUUUGACAAAGUUACAUGUGCCUUUCGUUCAGUGCUUUUCUGAAGCCGACAGAGAACUAGUCUCUCUAGCAAAUUAUUGGUGCUGCCCUGUACUGACUCUUGACAGUGACUUCUGUAUUUUUGACCUGAAAGCCGGAUACUGUCCUUUCACUUACUUUCAGUGGAAGAAUAUCUGCACCUGUAAAGAGACUUCAGAAUGCUAUGUGUCAGCUCAGUGCUUUUUUAAUGAUAAAUUUUGCAGUUACUUCAGUAAUAUGAGCAAAGCCUUGCUACCACUGUUUGCAGUUCUGAAUGGAAAUGACUACAUCAAUCUACCAUCCUUGGAGACUUUCUUCAGCAAGGUACGUUUUCCCGUUGGACCUUGUAGUAGGAGCAACAGAAGACACAUGAGAAUUCAAGGUCUUCUGAAUUGGUUAUCUUGCUUUGCUGAUCCAGAAGAAGCUAUAGAAAAUGUGCUGAAGUACUUAAAGAAACAAGAUCAGACAGAAGUAAGAGAACUUCUUUGCUCAUCAAUGGAGGAAUAUAAACAAUCUGACGUUAAUCUGAAAGACUUUUUUCUUGGUGAUACACACAGGCCUGAUAUUCCAAAAUACUUGUUUGGUAUCUUACCUGAAUGGAUGUUGUGCAGCUUAGCUAAAGGUCAGUUACCAGCUUUCUUCAUUGAUGCUCUGGUGCUGAGAAGAACUUUCCUUUUGGUUCAGGUAGAGAACCCACAGCUGCCUUCUUGCCAUGUAGUUUCACUGCCUGUUCGUAAAGUCAUUUAUCAGCUGUUAAUUUGUUCCAGUCAGAACUUCCCAAGUGCCUGUUGUGCUGAAGAAGCUAGCCAGUACUGUUAUGUAACUGAAUUUGAUAGGCUUAAUAAAUCUCUUAAGAAGUCAAAAGUUGAAUUCACUGGGCAGUCAUUCAUAUCUGCUGAAGGAAACUUUUCCUUGGAGACCAUGCCAGAGGUACCCUUUUAUAUCUGUUCCAUUAAAUUGUGGAACAAUGAAGAACAUGGACUUUUUAAUGGACGUUUUAAAACUCAAAAUGAGGAUCAUUCCUGCUUGCUGCUGAAACCAGAACCUGCUGCCGAUGCUGAUGUCAUGAAGCUGUAUAAUGAACUUGUCAACAUUAAGAACAAGAAGCAGCAGAACAAACAGCUGGAUUUAGGCUUGGCCCACAUUUUCUGCCAGUGGCAAUGCUGCCUUCAGAUGGGUUUCUAUCUUAAUCAGCUGCUCUGGACUCCACUGCCAGAACCAGAUCUGACACGAAUUUACUCUGGACCUCUAAUCCACAAUGUGUACCAGAAGUUGAAGUCUUCUUCCUUCUUACAAGAUUUGCUGAGUACUACUCCAAAAGUGGAAAUGCUUUUUCAGAACAUGCGGACAGCAGUGAUAUCUGCCCUACCAGCAGACUUUUUCAGCAAACACAAGACUAGAUCUCGCAAACACAAGCGUGAGCAGCACAAACCCACUGUGACUGGUGCCACAAGUAAGCUAGAAACUUAUUUAGACUGCGAUGUAAGCAACAGGUUUACUGGCUUGCAGGUCGAUGACCAAACAUGAGCUUUGAGCUCAGGGCAUGUAAUCCUACAAAGAUGUGUGUCAGACUGCUGCAAAGGUCAUGGGAAAUCAGCAAAAUUAUUUAGCAUUGUCAUCUUGCUCUUUGAGGUACUUGGAAACUCAUUUAUAAUCUUUAUACGUGGAUCAAGGGUCCACACUUUUCAGUAAAUUGCAUCAGUGCAGUUGUACUGUAUCAUGUGAAAUAUCAAGUGAUUAUACUGUAAAUGUUUACUAAAGAUAUGCUUAAUAUUACUCUUUAUGGUGCUUACUUUAACAUUUUAAGAUAAUCUUUUUGUAUGAGCAGUGUGUGAGAAAGAAAGUCUUCAGAAUUUGUAUUUCAGUAUUUUUUCCUUCAAGACUUGUAUGCUUUUACCAGAGGAGUAAAAUAAUUGAAUAUAUGUCAAUAGUUUUAUUUUUAUAAAUAUAAGGCAGGCAUCAUUUUUAGACUUUGCUAAAUCUGCUUUUAUAAGAAGAACUGUGCUACUAAAGUAAUUUUUUUUAUGUAUUACAUAUUUUAAGUUAGUAAAGCAAAUACCAGUUUUUGAGACUGUACAUGGCAUACUUAGCUGUGUGGCUUCCCAGUAUAAGUCUUAAUUUUUUUUUGCUCAAUAAUCGGGGAUAAUUUUUAAAUGUUAUUCUAAUUCACUCAGAAAAUUAACAGAAAAUAAACAUUACAUCAACAUGCAUUUUCUGAAAAUAAGAAAUUAAAUGCUAAUGUCUGUCAAUAUUGA
Molecule: messenger RNA, 3127 nt
Organism: Protopterus annectens (West African lungfish)
Lineage: Eukaryota; Metazoa; Chordata; Ceratodontiformes; Protopteridae
Gene: ASTE1
Product: asteroid homolog 1
Exons: 6
Coding region: 483-2399 (638 amino acids)
Source: RefSeq, a predicted model, not a curated record